GCGUUAUCCUCUUUUUCUUUGGACAGAUGGUUUUACAUAAAUGGGCAGUAGUCAACAAGAGUGCGCCACCACCGGCUGGUCUUCGACCUUUGGCUAGGUACAUCCCUAGCCACCCAAAGUUGCGUCCAGUAGAUUACAAGAUUCCUUAUGUCCUUCGGCCCUUUAUUAAGGAUCUUCAUGCGAGCGAAGUGCAGCACCUUGAAAACCGUGGCAUGUAUCGUGAGGAGCUAGUGAUCGAGCGCAGCCGUUUUCCACGAUUGUACAAAACAUUGACGAUUCAAACUGACGGCUCAUUGAAUGAGCGCGAAUUUGAGUUUGUGGUCCCGCCAUUAGUGACUCUCUUUCAGGACCGGUUUUCUGUCUACCGUCAGCAACAACUCGCCCUCACUACGAUUGGAAAUCUGAAGCGAAAAAAGAGUUGGGAAACGAAACUCGCUGGUAAGGCACCUCUCAAUUCUGUCUGUAAUGCAAUUCUGUUUCCUUAUUGUGUUCCAAAGAAAAUGCUUAUGCGCCCUCCUUUAGUGAAUCCACUUAGUUCCAAAGUUAAGGGUGAUGCUUCCAAUGCAAAUAGCAAUUAGCAAUUCAACUGUGAGUUGGUGGCUAUCCCUAUGGUGAAAACUUUGGAUAUACUCGCUUAUUUACUUUUGUGCUUGGAUAUUUAUGAAGAUAUACACCAACGACAACAACCAAAAUGAAGGGAUAUACUGUAAAUCAUACUAUAUCUGAGCAUACUGUUUA
This is a messenger RNA of Phytomonas sp. Hart1, 738 nucleotides long. Lineage: Eukaryota; Euglenozoa; Kinetoplastea; Trypanosomatida; Trypanosomatidae. The record is from the annotation of a GenBank genome assembly.